GGGAACCAAUUUUCUCAGUCAGACUUCAGCCACGGACAGGAAAGGAUGCGCGCAGCGAUGACCCGCAGGUCCUUGCAACGAGCAACAAUUGCAAUAGCUCUUGUCCUGUUGAUGAUUAUUCAGUCCAGAGCGCAAGUCACAUACCCGGAGGAGAUGCUGACGACGACCUGCCAGCUGAGGUCGGGGGCGGAGGGUCGGUGUCUCCCCAUCCGCUCUUGCGCCUCGGCAGUCCUUCAGCUGAACUCGGGGGAGAGGCCUGUCCCGUGCGGCUUUGAGGGGCGCUCGCCUGUCGUCUGCUGCCCGCUUCCUGAGGAUGAUAACAGCCAAGCAAGUGAUCUGCAUGCCCUGCAGGUAUCAGCUCCAGUUGUGGAUUUCGAAUGCGGCGACUCCACUCCCGUAGAAGUCGCCUCGGUCUUCGGUUUGAGUCGGGUCUCCAGGAGUGCCACCAAAAAGGGUUCUUUGGCUGUUGAUGGUGUUGGCCUAACGGAUAACAUCCAUGGGGUAGUGGGUGGGAUGCCGGCAAGGUUUGUCUUGGCCAAAUACACGGCGCUCGUUGGAGAUAAAGACUCACAAGGUAACACUAACUGGUUCUGUGACGGAUCCCUCAUCAACGCCCACUGGAUUUUGACCGCCGCCCACUGCUUCCAGACGAGGUCAGCAUCAGUAGUCCGUCUCGGUGAACACGACUACAGCACGAGAAGUGACGGCGACAGGCACGAGGACUUCCCUGUGGAGGACACCAUCCUGUACCCUGAGUACCGAUUCCCUCAAUCCUACCACGACCUGGCGCUGAUAAAACUAGGGCGGAGGGUGGUGUUCAACAGCCAUAUCAACCCUGUGUGUCUCCCCUGGGGUCCCGAGGCAGAGAAAGACCUCAUAGGGAAGGUCGUCAUCGUCACAGGCUGGGGGGCAACAGUGCAUGGUGGCUCCGGAAGCACGGUGCUACAAGAGGUGGCUCUGACGGCGUUCCCCCCCUCCCGCUGCGACCAGAGUUACUCGACCCUCCCCCAGUACUCCCGAAAUUGGCCGAAGGGAAUUGGCAACGAGACCUUGUGCGCCGGGGACCCUCAGGGAGGCAAAGACGCCUGUCAGGGAGAUUCCGGCGGGCCCUUGGUGUACCUGGCCGACCGGAAGAGGCACGUCCUGGCCGGCGUCGUCUCCAGCGGCUAUGGUUGCGGCCUCCGGGAGUUUCCGGGACUCUACGCUAACCUCCGCCAGGCUCCUUACCUUAGCUGGGUCAAGACGGUGGCUUUCAUGUGAAGUGUUUCGUACAUGCGUCUGGAGGGAGUCAUUGAGAGAAAUGAAUAAAUAAUAAAAAAGGUUGAACGUGGGAUUGCCUAAGAGAAUUAAAGAGUAAAAAUAAAACGUGGGUUUGCAAUGAAGUGUGCUUUGUAUUUCAUUGAUGAAAUGAAAUAGACCACGUGCA
This is a messenger RNA of Penaeus monodon (black tiger shrimp), 1426 nucleotides long. RefSeq names its product venom protease-like. The coding region runs from base 46 to 1260 and encodes 404 amino acids. NCBI's taxonomy places the organism in Eukaryota, Metazoa, Arthropoda, Malacostraca, Decapoda, Penaeidae. The record is from RefSeq and is a predicted model, not a curated record. Gene Ontology annotation, molecular function: serine-type endopeptidase activity. Gene Ontology annotation, biological process: proteolysis. The transcript is spliced from 9 exons.